AAAAAACAUUGUUAGCGCAACAAAACGCAGACGCAGCAGCAGCAGCAGCAGCAGCAGUAGCAACGCUGAAAUAGAAAAAUCAAAAACUUUUGACGCCGCAAACUUUACUGCAUUAAUACCGUAAAUUUUUUUAUCGCCGCCGCCACCGAAAUGAAAGCAUUUGGAAAUUUGUGCAUUGGCUUUGCACUGAUUGUGAUUAUUGCCUGCCUUAUUGGUGCCGAAGGAUAUGCCAUGCGUGGCGGUGCACGCGGUUUCCGGCCGGACGAAGUGCCAGAGGAGGUGCCGCAGGAGUUUAAUGCGAGGGUGCGCCGUGCUGCAGAUGACGAAGUACCCGAAGAAGUGCCGGAGGGACAGCGAGCGCGGGCCCGACGUGCUGCAGAUGACGAAGUACCCGAAGAAGUGCCGGAAGGACUUCGCGAGCGAUUCCGUCGCGCGGUGCAAAAGUCUCUAGAUGACAUACCAGAGCAAGUGCCACAGGAGCUAGAGCACCGCGAAAGGUUCCGCCGCUCACCAACUCAGGCAGCUGAUGAGGUGCCAGAGCAAGUACCCCAGGAACUGUAUGGAGUCAGGCGCCGCCGCUCUCCACAAAUGCCAGCACCUCCAGAUGGCAUGCCAAUGCCGCCAAUGCCGCCCAUGCCACCAAUGCCUCCAAUGCUACAAUAAUUCUUUAUAAACGAGAUUUUGUAGGCAGGACAGAGCGUUAAGAGCAGAUGUAUGACCGUUAGCAAAGCUUAAAUUAUUCAAAAAUAUCUCAAAGCCACCGAAUUUCGCACAAACUAUGUAUGUACAGAGAACAGCCGACUUUUAAUAUUUGUUUUAUU
This is a messenger RNA of Ceratitis capitata (Mediterranean fruit fly), 821 nucleotides long. RefSeq lists its product as uncharacterized. The transcript has 7 exons. Lineage: Eukaryota; Metazoa; Arthropoda; Insecta; Diptera; Tephritidae. The coding region runs from base 151 to 663 and encodes 170 amino acids. The record is from RefSeq and is a predicted model, not a curated record.